GGGCACACUUAUCGCUACAAGCUGAUUUUCAGCAAGAUCGUUUUCUGCACGCGGAGAACAAUCACUUGCAGUUUGCAGUUCCGGGAGGGCUGAUCGGCGUUGGGACCAAGACUGAUUCCUAAGUUGUGCAGAAUGGAUCGUCUCGUUAGUCAAGUGCUGGGCGCGGUCGGGAAGCUCCGAAAGGUCUACCGCAAGUUUGAAAUCAGUUUGUUCCUCAUCCGUCGUUUGCUGGGCGCUCGUACAAAGGACAAGAAACAAAUAAAGAUCUCGAAAGUCACCAAGAACGAGCUCUUACUGAUUAACAUCGGUCUAACGUCGACUGAUGGGCGGGUGUUGAGCAUGAAAGGGGAUCUUGCCAAGAUUCAGUUGACUUCGUCCACAUGUUGGAGAGAAGGUCGCGCUUUGGAGACGUAUUGAGAAGCAUUGGCGGCUUGUAAACAAGUACUCCUAUGAAGUCAGCAAA
This is a messenger RNA of Suillus plorans, 463 nucleotides long. RefSeq names its product initiation factor eIF2 gamma, C terminal-domain-containing protein. NCBI's taxonomy places the organism in Eukaryota, Fungi, Basidiomycota, Agaricomycetes, Boletales, Suillaceae. The record is from RefSeq and is a predicted model, not a curated record. Gene Ontology annotation, cellular component: eukaryotic translation initiation factor 2 complex; cytosol. Gene Ontology annotation, biological process: positive regulation of translational fidelity; formation of translation preinitiation complex. The coding region runs from base 133 to 417 and encodes 94 amino acids. The transcript has 2 exons. Gene Ontology annotation, molecular function: translation initiation factor activity; tRNA binding.